AUGCAGUGGCCCCCGGCCUCUGGCGCCUCUCCGUGUCUGGGCUGGGCCUCCUCCAUCACCUGCUCCGCGGCCACGACGCUCCUGAGCCGCGCUGGCUGGGGCCCCCUCAUGGCGGCCAAGUGGUUCAAGGAGUUCCCCCUGAACCUCAAGACCGUGUCCGAGCGGGCCAAGCCUGGCGGCGGGGGUGGCAGCAACAAACUACGGAAGAAUUCGGAGGCAGGGGGCGCAGGGCCCACCCCAGGCAAGGGCCGCAAGAACUCGGCUGCGGAGUUGGGGAGCAGCAGGGCGGGGGGCGCGCCCCCCAAGGACAGCCGGCUGUCCCGGGAGAGCCUGCAGGGGCUGAUUCAGGCGGCCGCCGGCAAGGGCCGCAAGAACUCCCGCACCACCGAGGAGGAGCCCCACCGGGGCGCGGUCAAGAGCACGGGCUGCAGCACCUACAUCAACAGGCUCAUCAAGGUGGACACGCAGGAGAAGAACGGCAAGAACAGUUACCCUAGUAGCAGCAGUACCAGCAGCACGAGCAGUAGCAGUAGUUCUUCCUCGGCGUCCUCUUCCCCUUCUUCCCUGGGCCCCGAACUGGACAAAGGCAAGAUAAUUAAGCAGCAAGACACGGUCAUCAUCUUAGAAGACUAUGCUGACCCCUAUGAUGCCAAACGGACAAAAGGCCAAAGGGAUGCAGAGAGAGUAGGAGAAAACGAUGGGUAUAUGGAACCGUAUGAUGCACAGCAAAUGAUAACAGAAAUUCGGAGACGAGGUUCCAAAGACCCCUUGGUGAAGGCGCUCCAGCUCCUCGACAGCCCCAGUGAGCCCGGCGAGAGCGGCCUCAAGUCGGAGACGCUGGCCCGAAGGCUGAGCUCCAAGGACCUCCUGGGGAAGGACCUCCCGGGGAAGCCCCCGCAGCUGUACGACACCCCCUACGAGCCGCCGGCGGCCGAGGGAGGCCCGCGGGCGGAGGCGCCUGCCAGCGCGGGCCCCGAGCGCAAGGCGCGGCCUGGGGACGGCCGGCUGCCCGAGAACGACGAGCGGCCGGCGGCCGAGUACGAGCAGCCGUGGGAGUGGAAGAAGGAGCAGAUCGUGCGCGCGCUGUCCGUCCAGUUUGAAGGAUCCGAGCGAGCUUCCGCCAGGGAGGAGACUGUGAGGCAGCACCACCGGCAGAAGAGCUGGACCCAGAAGAUCUUGAAGCCCACCCUCUCUGACCACAGUGAGGGGGAGCGAGUGGACCCGGCUCUGCCCCUGGAGAAGCAGCCUUGGUAUCAUGGGGCUAUCACACGGGCAGAGGCUGAGAGUCGGCUACAACCCUGCAAAGAAGCUGGUUACCUGGUUCGAAAUAGCGAGUCAGGGAACAGUAGGUACUCCAUUGCACUGAAGACUAGUCAAGGAUGUGUCCACAUCAUAGUGGCUCAGACCAAAGACAACAAAUACACACUGAAUCAGACAAGCGCCGUGUUUGACAGCAUCCCUGAAGUGGUACACUAUUAUUCCAAUGAAAAGUUGCCUUUCAAAGGAGCAGAACACAUGACCUUACUCUACCCUGUGCACAACAAGCUGCACUAA
Elephantulus edwardii (Cape elephant shrew) is the source of this 1554-nucleotide messenger RNA. It is a transcript of the gene SHE, whose product is annotated as Src homology 2 domain containing E. The record is from RefSeq and is a predicted model, not a curated record. NCBI's taxonomy places the organism in Eukaryota, Metazoa, Chordata, Mammalia, Macroscelidea, Macroscelididae. The transcript is spliced from 6 exons. Gene Ontology annotation, molecular function: phosphotyrosine residue binding. Bases 1 to 1554 code for a protein of 517 amino acids.